AUGUCUCCGCCGGAGCACGGCCGUGCCUCAGACCUCCUCUUCUCCCUCUCUCUCUCCCUCUCUGUGAGGGAGAGCGAGCGGACCACCGGUCAACGCCCUCGCCUUAAAGUCUCGGGACACAAAGUCUUCCCCUUCUUCAUCGGCCCAGAAUCACAGACCUGGAUCCCCGAACAGCAGCUGGUGCCACUGACUGCGAGCGAGUGGUCCUCGUCGGCUCCCGCUGCCGCUGCCUUUUCUGCUUCUGCCGUCCAUCCACGCCGGGGGCGACGGGAGCAGCUGGAGCCUCCCUCCCUCCAUGGCCUGCCCGCGACGCUCCCGUCGACACUGAACUAUUCUUGUGGCAAUGCCGGCGGGAGCUGCUGCUGGCCAGAGUUCGGGCCAUCCGGUCUUGACUGGAGUCGCAUGAUGGUUUACCUUCUCGUUUGCAUAUUCCAUUCGAUCUCCUAGAAUGCUCCGCGGGCAUACCACUCCCAAUAGUUCCGAGUAUUAAUGAUUCCACUGUGCUGUGCGACACCUGGAGAUUGCAAGUGCACCGAUUUGUUUUUUUCUCAUUUUCGAACUGUUGCGCAUCUGCCUCUUCACGAAGGCCAAAGAGAUAAGCCCGAAAUCUGAACAUCCUUCGCAAUAUGUACCCCACAGAGCACCACCGAUCUCGACCGGAGCAAGUGUCGGAAAAUAUCAUCAAUCGCCAUUAGCAACACCAUUCCUAUCCGAAUUUCCCCAGUUUUUACCGACGAUGAAGUAAAACAUCUGGCUGCCAAUUGGAUCACCCCCGACCGAUCAAAGCAAGAUGACUGAAUGCUGGAAAGUCGUGUGUACUCGUGAUAGCGUGCAUGGGGCGCCAAAUUCCUUACCAGCCCCAGUUUUCUACCCUGUUUGCCCAUUGGCUCGAGCCGCCUUGCAACUUCUUCACGGAUCUGGGACGGACGUAGGCCUGAUUGCCCGCAGCUAGUAGCAUUUAUGUCCAUGCUUAUCUUUUGUUCUCACUAUGCCAUAUUCUCUAAAUUUUAUUCGGAG
Molecule: messenger RNA, 1017 nt
Organism: Marchantia polymorpha subsp. ruderalis
Lineage: Eukaryota; Viridiplantae; Streptophyta; Marchantiopsida; Marchantiales; Marchantiaceae
Source: the annotation of a GenBank genome assembly